AUGUACAUUCUCCCUUCAAAUUUCCCGCUCACUAUAUGCCGCCCGUGCCUCUCACCUCCUACCUCCACCGCAAUCCAACCCCGUUUACCUACAAACGCCAACACACCCCAGCAAACAUUACCACUACAUACAAAUGCCACGCUCACGCCCACCCCAACUCCCCACCUUCCACGAAACCCAUCCCUCAUCUUCAACACACCACCAUGCGCCGAGCAGCAUCCUAUCACCGCCGCGCCCCCAGCGCCUACGACAGACUCACAGCAACAGCAUCGACUGGACCCAGAUCCCCAACGCCCACGAAGCUUCUGCUAG
This is a messenger RNA of Parastagonospora nodorum SN15, 312 nucleotides long. RefSeq lists its product as hypothetical. Lineage: Eukaryota; Fungi; Ascomycota; Dothideomycetes; Pleosporales; Phaeosphaeriaceae. Bases 1 to 312 code for a protein of 103 amino acids. The transcript has a single exon. The record is from RefSeq and is a predicted model, not a curated record.